Lingula anatina is the source of this 1279-nucleotide messenger RNA. Its product is annotated as collagen triple helix repeat-containing protein 1. NCBI's taxonomy places the organism in Eukaryota, Metazoa, Brachiopoda, Lingulata, Lingulida, Lingulidae. The record is from RefSeq and is a predicted model, not a curated record.
UGUUUUUCCUGUUUACCGGUAUAAAUACAGCAAGUUUUCCUGUUACGAAAACCAGAUAAGUCAUUAUUUCGAUAACCAGUCAAAUAGGCAGAAUUUAUGAUGAACUGCUUAAAAAGCAUCGUUAUAGCUGUUCUGGCAGUUUACUCCAUUUUAGCCAUGUCAGCACGUGCUCAAGUGCAAUGUGGCAAGGACGGUAAGGACGGCAAGGACGGUACCAACGGAACGAAUGGCAGAGACGGUAGGGACGGGAGAGACGGCUUGCAGGGUGAGAGAGGCCCGCCAGGACCUAAGGGAGAAAACGGUUCACAGUGUUCUCCGAGAAAUAUUAGACAGUUCACUUGGACGGAUAUCAACGACGGCAAAGAUGACGGUCUGAUUAAGGAGGUGACAUUCUUCAAAGCCGAAAUGUCAACUAUGCUCCGAGUGGCUUUCCACGGUAAUAUCCGCGUCAUGACCCCUGCAGGGCAAACCGAGAGCUGCCGGCGUUACUGGUUAACAUUCAAUAACACCGAAUGUGACAGUCCCGCAUCUAUUGAUACACAGUUCUAUUCUACCCAUCAGUAUAAUAUUCACCGAGAUUCCACCCUUGAAGGUAUCUGCGAGCACUUACGGUCGGGACAAGUUGUGAUUGGUGUACAUGUUGGCCCUUGCAAGAGAGGAGAAAGUCAGUUAGGAGGAGAUGCAUACACUGGCUGGCACAGUGCAACCAGAAUUAUCGUUGAAGAAAUCUAACAGCCAAUCGCCUUUGUGUUCACAAGAGGGCUUCCUUUGUCCAGAAAUUAGACGAUCUGAUGUCAUCGAAGGCUUGGGGUAAUUUCUAUAAAUACUAGGAAGAUGGAGUCGCUUACAGAAAUCAACUUGACUGGAAGGAAGCUCGCGAUUGUUCCUACUGAAAAUCGAUGUUUUUCUGUCCUCUUUACUGAAUAUCUACAUAAAUCUUCAAAUGACAAGUAAAACUCAAGGGAGGUUUUUAAACAGUUUUAAUGUAAUACGUAUCAAUAAAAAAUUAUAUAGUUUAAGAAAAUAUGUUAUUUUCCCACUAAAAGCGGCAUCCCAUCUGUUGGCGUCAUAUCAAUUUUAUGGUGUAAAAAAACUAAUUUUGUUUGCAAGUUUGCCUCUCACCGAGACGGAUGCUAAACAAAGCUCACUGCUACAUGUAUUCGUGGGCAGUGCAGAGAAAAUACAAACUGUCACAAGUUUUUAUUUAUAGGCACGGUUGAGAUAUCCAGUGGAUAUACAUUUAUGUACAUGUUCUAUUAUUUUAUAAUAAAUCUGCCAU